Molecule: messenger RNA, 1152 nt
Organism: Symbiodinium natans
Lineage: Eukaryota; Dinophyceae; Suessiales; Symbiodiniaceae
Source: the annotation of a GenBank genome assembly
AUGAUCUUCUCUUUUACGAAGGCCGGGUGGAAGCGUUGGGAGGUGGCAACCGGAGCGUCCAACUGCCAAAACCCAACCAUUCUGGAGGGCGUGCUCUACACCUCUUGUGCAAAUGGAGUGGUCCUGGCUCUGACCAUGGAUGAAGGGAAGGAAGUUUGGUCUCGCAAGCUCACGGACAGCCUGCCUACUGACACGUAUACUGUGAGCGCCACCGCGAGCUACGUUGUGGUACCCUAUGGUGACAUGGGGCACAUGACGGGCGGAGCGAAUGGCCUGGCUCUGCUCGAGCGCGCAAGUGGCGACGUCCGGUGGACCUACAACAUCUCCGCGCACUCCCCAGGUGCUCCUGUUUUCGUGACACUGUUGGACACGUUAGCAAAUAGCUUAUGGGGUGUGGCUGCGCACUGCCGGAUUCUGGUGGAUGGAGCCAUUCCAGACAACUGGCUUUGCGACGCCCCCACUGCUGUGCGUGCUUCAGUUGCCAAUGCCCGGGUGAUGACAGAUGGCUCGGAGCUCUGGCGGAGUCCUCCAGAGAACGCCGGCACCUUCACCCUCGGAGGUGUGGCCUGUGGAGAAGGCCUGGUCUUCAAUGGGUUCUCAAAGGAAGACGGCUCUGGCGGUCUUCAAGCACUCAACCUCAGCUCCGGGGAGCGCCUCUGGGCUAAGAGCUUCCCACAAGAGAUCCACAACGCGCCCGCCGUGGGCAGGGUGCUUCUCAGGUACGGCCAUCCGGGGAGGACGGCGGCCAUCGUAGGGCAGGGCGGUCCUCCUGGGGCCCCACUGCCAAUCCCAGAUCUCCUCAAGGGCACCGUUGUUGCCGUAGAUGUGACGGACGGUGAAACCCUCUGGACCUUCGAGCCGCCACCAUGGCACCACCAUGGAGCCGCCGGCUCCACGUUUCUGCAGCCCUGCAUGCCCGACCUUUUUUCGGGUGCGACCAUUGACGGGCGAGGCACUGUCUACAUCAACUGGUCUGCAGGUGGUAUCACCUACGCCCUGCGCGACGCGAACGGGGAUGGCCGGAUCGACGAGCGAGAUCCCGCAGAAGUGUCCGCCUUUGACCUGGGAUCGGGAGCCACCGGACCCCCGGCGAUUGCCCCUGGCAUGUUGUUCGUCAACGCCUGCCGACGUCCCAGCGCCUUCCUGGCCUGA